CUAGUUCUUCACCAGCAGACCCUCUAUUCAUCUCUAAAAAGAGCUUCAGUCAAUUCUAAACAAAAGAUGCGAGCCGCGAAUUACCAGCUUUCCUUCGGGAAAGAUAUGGAACGGCCACAAGAUUACGCCAGCGACGGUCUGGACGCUAUAGGUUUCAUCCACUUCUGGGGUAUUUCUCCGGCAACCGAUCUUCUAGGGGAUUUCACCGACGUCGUUCCGCAACCAGUACAGGAUGAUCCAGAAGGAUUAUCUAUCCAGGGAGGAUCUUCUUCGUCGAAGUGUAGUGCAUCUUCUACAAAAAAAGACAAGAAGUCCACACGCUCAAGCUUAUCGUUAGAUGACAUGUUGAAUGGAGUUACCUUGGACAGUGCUGCUGGAUCUUCAGAACCGAAGUUAGGAGAAGAUGAGGAUUACUAUAAUAUCCUAAUCUCAGGAGGCGCAGAUUUGAGGCACGUCAUCAAAACGGUUGCGAAGUGGCACUUGAAAAAGUCGAAAAAGAAGCUGAGAUUCUUCUUGCAUGAUCAACAGGUGCACAGAUUUUUGGUAGCUACGGAUAGCUGCCAUGUAGAAUCAAUACCAAGAAGAUAGAAGAACCACGAAUAGUAGAAGAACCACGACGACAGGUUCAUUAUCCUCAAAGGCCCUCUGACCCUUCAACGAACCCCAUCACAACAGGUCGAAGUAACCGCGCGGCACCUCCUUUUUCUCCAAAUCCUAACGAAUACCGACUUGACACCCCGUGACCGUGCGGAACUGUUCUUGACUCUAUACGGAAACGCUCUCGUCCGUGACAGAGACUCCAAAUACUUGAGUUUAUGGCUUCGUUCUUUUCGAGAUGGAUUUGUAAGUGCUUGUCUUGUUCUUCCACCCAGUUUUCGUCCUCAUAUUUAUUACCGUUUGUCAAACAUCAAAAAAUGAAGGCUUCUCUGUCAAUUCUGACUUUCCACUGCUGUGCUGAAGCUCUGAGUCCUAGGCUCCGUGUGUUUUCUAUCCGUUGUUAAAAGAAUUCCAUUUCCUUUGGUCUUCCUCGGUCUAUCUCAUUAUUACCGUUUGUGCAGAGGAGCUCUAAUCAUCGACCAAGUGAAGCGCCUCCUUAAAGUCGCUUCCGAAUCUUCGGCAGCAAAAAACGAUUUUCUGUCUGAAUUAGUGGACUUCAGUUGCCUCAAGUUCAAGGAUCGGGAUGCGUUCGAGGCGGUUUUGCAGGGUUGGAAAGCCGAUGUGCCCUUUGACGUGGAGAAAUUGCGCGACGAUCGCUUGAGAGGCCAUUACCGUGCUCGCUACGAGUGGCGGAAGAACCUGCUGGAUGGACACUAUUAUGAAUUGUGAAUAACCAUCCACGUGGAUGGUCUCAGCGUCAUUUUCAACGUGCCUCACUCUAACGUCUCCAAACAAGUAUAGUAGCUGUGUCGUUCGUGCGUCAUGGACAAAUUAGAUACCCUUUAUGGGCUAUCCUCAGGAUAUUGUUGGUAGACCUAGACGUCGAACAAUCAAAUAACCCUGCUAAUGACCACAUUCCUCAAACAACUCUAACGUCUCCAAACAAACAUCAAGCCGAUUGCCAGCAUUAUCCACUGGUAUCAUUAUCGCGAUUUUGGACACACUGGUGUUGCUUUCGAGAGCCGGUUGGGAAGCUAUUCGGUGCCCAACCGCACACUAGCCAGCUAUAUCGAUGGAAAAUCGAGGGAGAAGGGAACCAGCAUUCUUGUGCGUGGGUAAUUUUAUUUACCAGAAUGCUACAAGUUCAAAUAUUAUCAGGGACCUCUACGGACAACUUUCUGAACACACAUUUACCAGAAUGCUACUUGGUGUUGAUCUUCUUGAAGAUUCCUGUAUAAUUCCUUGUGAACUGUUCCCUCCUUCCAAGCACCCACAAAAGUGGAAUUGAAUGAUCAUAUCUAUCAUACUAAACCCUAAAAAGCCGCCCUAGGCACGACUAAACCAGGUUCUGGGCAGACAUUGUGAAUGGACCCUAUUUUGCUUUUGGUACCGAUGUACAUAAUCCUCGGGAUAAAGUGCGGCUUUUCAAGAGGAGCCAAGAGCAGCACCGCAACACUGCUGUAGACGUUAGUGAGUUCAACCUGGAAGCGUGGAUCAGGUACUUCAUCUUCUUGAUGUUUUUACUAGAAGACCAUUCAUCUUCAUGUGAUUUUAUAGCAUUUCGGUUUCGCUUUAUUGUAAAGUUUCUGGCUUCAACAUCAUCAUCACCUCACGCUCCACAUACUUACGUAGAACUAUCUACUUCUUACCAUAGCCAUAUUUGAACUACAUCCACCUCGUGAAUAACACGCUUCUCCACCUUGUGAAUAACACGCUUGCUACACAGAGAAAUGCAGACCUUCGAAGAAUUCAAUUUACCUCCGGAGAAGCCUGAAGAAGCAGAGUUUCCUUUCCAUGCGUCAGCAAUGGACGAUUUACGGGCAGGAAACCGCAUCGAAGAGGUCGACGCUGAUGGAAAAGUGAAGGAGCCGGAGAAACCGGAAUGGGCCAAAAAAAAGAGACUCCCUGCCAUGGAAGGCUGUAAAGUCGUGCUAUUGACAGGAGAUUUGGUUAUGGAACCGAAGACGUGCGUCUUUAUUGAUUAGAAGUAGCUUGUGUUUACCGUCGCGACCUGGAACAUUCAUUUUCAUAUCUACUUGCUAAGUGAUGUACAAGAUUUGGAUCUAGAGUGCCGGAAUUAAAAGUUCAGCACUUGUUGCUCACUGUUUCACCACCCCCCUUUCAUAUCCGAGGAGAACCUGAAGAAAUCGAAGUACGAGCAAGCAUUUGACCGCGUUUUCUUCGGAAAUAUGGCAGUUUUGCCUGUCUUAGAGGCAAGUGGCAUGGUCGGGUCGGCGGCAGCAUUAGCAGAUGAAGAGAAAAAAGCGAAUAAGAAAGACGCAGAGACGAAAGAAGAAAGUCAAGAAACAACUUCUGCAUCUAGUACCUCCUCUACAACCCCAACUACGAACCACUUCGCUCGAAGUCUGAAACCCCAAUGCGUCGUAACAUGCGAAAGUAUGAAAUAUCAGGUGCAUUUCGAGGCGCGCAUGAAACUCGGUUUCAGACGACGGAUGCGGGAAGCAUUUGAAAAGCUUGGUAUGGAAAUGCACAGAGCAGACCGACUUCCAAAUCCAAAGGAUGUCAUUCCGGAAAGUUAUGGGUGAGCAUGGGAAGAUUGGCAUCAUAUACUACACCAACAAAAGUAUCACUAGCAGGUGCUCAUGAAUGCUUAUUUCAGCUUCCUUUUACUAGUAUGUGUCGAUCAUUAAACCCGAAGUAGUACUCGUAGUACAACGAGGAGCAGAACCACAACCAGGCCAAUGAUCUGCUCUAAUAUUAUCGCGCGCGAGAAAUCGAAUUCUCGCUUCCGAAUUUUGUACAUUUCGCACCUGGCGACGUGUUGCGCUCAACAUGCAAUGCUGGCGCAGGUGGCGGUCAGAAAAGCAGUAGCAGAUUAGAUGAAUUAGAUUUUGACUAGAUCAUGAAGAGGAGCUUUUCUUUUCUUUUCUGUACUUGAUGUGAAGAGACGAAAAAGACUGCCAUAUCUUGAUCGGGAAGAGGAGGAACCUGUGAAUGUAUGGCUUUUCUUUUCGUAAAGAACUUGUAACGUUUAAGGUAAAGGUCUCCGGCGAUUGAAAAAGAUGAAAAGCACUGAAACUUCCCAGAUUUAGUGUCCGUUCUUGCACAGAUAAAAAAAUUUCCAUCAGACACAGUAAUGUGUCUACAAAAACAAUGUGUCUACAAUGAGUUUCAUGUUGUCAUUGUUGUAUAAAACGUGAUGUGGGAAGAUCUUUACUGAGAACUUUUGGUUUUCCAAGCAGAGCCCCUGCAAAAAAGUAGUAUACAU
Amoebophrya sp. A25 is the source of this 3826-nucleotide messenger RNA. NCBI's taxonomy places the organism in Eukaryota, Dinophyceae, Syndiniales, Amoebophryaceae. The record is from the annotation of a GenBank genome assembly.